Molecule: messenger RNA, 1320 nt
Organism: Lampris incognitus (smalleye Pacific opah)
Lineage: Eukaryota; Metazoa; Chordata; Actinopteri; Lampriformes; Lampridae
Gene: doc2a
Product: double C2-like domains, alpha
Exons: 10
Coding region: 1-1320 (439 amino acids)
Cellular component (GO): membrane
Source: RefSeq, a predicted model, not a curated record
AUGACGGUGCGUAGAGGAAAGAAGUUCUGCAUCUCCAUCCAGGAACACAUGGCCAUUGACGUCUGCCCCGGCCCCAUCAGACCCAUCCGGCAAAUCUCCGCCUACUUCCCCCGCCUGUCCCCCACCUCCCCCACCCCUCUCUCCCCAAACCCCACCAACUCCACGCUUGUCCUCAGCCCUGGAGGUGUGGCCUCUGGCAAAGGGUCCUCCCACUUCCUGACCCCACUGCUGCCCCGGGGAGAAGUGGUGGGCGGAGCUGGGUCGCUGUCGUUGGCGAGCAGCGUGGACACAUCGGUGGAGAUCAACAGUUCGGACAGUGAUGACUGCACUGCCUUGGGAACCCUGGAGUUUGAGCUGCGCUAUGAGCAGAGCUCAAACGAGCUGCACUGCACUGUGCUGAGGGCCAAGGGUCUCAAACCCAUGGACUUCAAUGGUUUGGCUGACCCCUAUGUGAAACUGCAUCUACUGCCUGGGGCAUGCAAGGCCAAUAAGCUGAAAACAAAGACAAUUCGUAACUCUCUGAAUCCAGUGUGGAAUGAGACACUCACUUACGUCGGGAUAACAGAGGAGGACAUGCACAGGAAGACACUCAGGUUGUCGGUGUGCGAUGAGGAUAAGUUGACUCAUAAUGAGUUCAUCGGGGAAUCCCGGGUGGCAUUAAAGCGCGUGAAACCUGACCAAACUAAACAUUUCCACACCUGCCUGGAGCACCCACCCCCGCUCCCAUCUCCCACUGCCAUGGGUGCAGCACUCCGAGGAAUAUCCUGCUACUUAAGAGAGUGGGAAAAUGAGCAGCUCCACAGUCUGGAGGAGAGGGGUCGCCUCCUUCUCUCCCUGCAGUUGUUGCCUCCAGUCAACAAACAAGACAUGGAGGUGGAGGAGGGAGGAGGAGGAGGGGGAGGAGGAGAGGGGCGUCGCAGCGGCGGGCUUAGUGUCGGCGUGAGACGCUGUGCCCACCUGGCAGCCAUGGAUGUCAACGGCUUCUCCGACCCUUACGUUAAAAUAUACCUGAAACCCGACAUAGAGAAGAAGUCCAAGCACAAAACGGCGGUGAUUAAAAAGACCCUCAACCCUGAAUUCAAUGAGGAGUUUUUCUACGAGAUCUCCACGUCAGAGUUGGCCCAUAAAACACUGGAGAUAACAGUGUGGGACUACGACUUGGGACGCUCCAAUGACUUCAUAGGCGGCGUGUGUUUAGGCUGUCACUCCCAGGGGGACGCUCUCCGCCACUGGAUGGAGUGCCUCAAAAACAAAGGGCAGAAGGUUGAGCGAUGGCACGUACUGACCAACGAGCUCCCGAGAACCUCAAGCCACGACUAA